CUGCCCCCAGCGGUCCAAGAGUUGCUCGCGAACUUCACGUCGGCAACCAUCGAGAGAGCCGAGCGAGAGAAAGAGAGAGACGCUCUACAUGUGACGCUGCCUUGGUGCCAGCCUCGUCCACCUUCCAACGUCACAACGUGCCGCACCGCUCCGUUCUAAAGAGUCUUGCUUUCUCAGGCGCGUGCAGAAACGCGUGUUCCUCGUGUCGCCGUCGUAGUCGUUAGUCAGCGUCGUCGAGCCGGCAUCAUGCGUGCCCUGUUGUUGGUGGCCCUGUUCGGACUCGCCCACGGCCAAGGAGACUACUUCCAGGUGCCGGAGAAGGUCCUAAGCGAGUCGCGGGAUCUCGGCGACAACCGCGGUCAUUACUCGUUCUCCUACGAGACGGAGGGUGGCAUACUGCAGAAAGAGACCGGCAGCCGCAAGUACGCCGGCACCUCCGACGAGACGCAGCUGAUCCAAGGCUCGGUGCAGUACAACGCGCCGGACGGCACCCCGAUCGCCAUGAGCUGGACCGCCGACGAGUACGGCACCCAGGUGUCCGGCACCCACAUCCCGACGCCGCCGCCGAUCCCGCCAGCGAUCCAGCGCGCCCUCGAGUGGAUCUCCAAACAGCCCAGCACCCCGGAGCCGAUCGAGAAGGACAAUCCGACGCCGAACGCGGUGCCCCGCGACAGUCGCCAGUACCAAUUUAUUCCGAAUAAACGAAACUGAGAUGUAACUCAUGCCGAGUAAAAAAGGAAAAGAAAGAAAGAAAGAAAAGAAAGGAAGGUCCCGCAGCCGCGGUGGCCUUUCCCUCCCAGCGACCCUUCGCACUCUCUCUCUCUCUCUCUCUCUCUCUCUCUCUCUCUCUC
Harpegnathos saltator (Jerdon's jumping ant) is the source of this 851-nucleotide messenger RNA. It is a transcript of the gene CPR17, whose product is annotated as cuticular protein 17. The record is from RefSeq and is a predicted model, not a curated record. NCBI's taxonomy places the organism in Eukaryota, Metazoa, Arthropoda, Insecta, Hymenoptera, Formicidae. Gene Ontology annotation, cellular component: chitin-based extracellular matrix. Gene Ontology annotation, molecular function: structural constituent of chitin-based larval cuticle. The transcript has 2 exons. The coding region runs from base 247 to 711 and encodes 154 amino acids.